CGCCCUCUCACGUGCUCGGGACGCGGUCACUAGGGCUGGAGCCGGCUGGCACCAUGCUGCGGCAGUGUGCUCUACGGGUGCUGUCGCGCACCCGGGCGGCCCCCGGCUGUCGCCGCUACGGUUCAUGUUCGCCAAGCGCCGGUGGCGACACUGGAGAAGCGCGGGCCUACUUCACCACGCCCAUUUUCUACGUGAACGCCGCGCCGCACAUCGGGCACCUGUACUCGGCGCUGCUGGCCGACGCUCUGUGCCGCCACCGUCGUCUCUGCGUUCCCGGUUCUGCGUCCACGCGGUUCGCCACCGGCACGGACGAGCACGGCCUGAAGAUCCAGCAGGCGGCAGCCACCGCGGGUCUGUCCCCAAUCGAGCUGUGCGACCGAGUGUCUGCCCAGUUCCAGCAGCUUUUCCGGGAGGCUGGCAUCUCCUCCACCGACUUUAUCCGCACCACGGAGGCCCGGCACCGGCUGGCCGUGCAGCACUUCUGGGAGGUGCUGGAGGCACGGGGUAUGCUGUACAAGGGGCUUUAUGAAGGGUGGUAUUGCGCCUCCGACGAGUGCUUCCUGCCUGAGGCAAAGGUCACUCGGCAGGUGGGUCCGACAGGGGAUCCGUGUCCUGUGUCUCUCGAGAGCGGACAUCCUGUCUCCUGGACCAAGGAAGAAAAUUACAUUUUCAGGCUUUCCCAGUUUCGAGAACCACUCCAGCGGUGGCUUCGAAACAAUCCUCAGGCGAUCACUCCGGAGCCGUUCCACCAGACAGUUCUUCAAUGGCUGGAGGAGGAGCUGCCAGAUCUGUCCGUUUCUCGAAGGAGUAGCCACUUGCACUGGGGCAUUCCGGUUCCCGGGGAUGAUUCGCAGACUAUCUACGUGUGGCUGGAUGCUCUGGUCAACUACCUCACCGUAGUUGGCUACCCAGAUGCAGAUUUCAAGUCUUGGUGGCCAGCCACAUCUCAUAUCAUAGGUAAGGACAUUCUCAAAUUUCAUGCCAUUUAUUGGCCUGCCCUUCUCUUAGGGGCCGGACUGAGGCCACCACAUCGUAUCUAUGUCCACUCACACUGGACGGUUAGUGGCCAAAAGAUGUCCAAGAGCUUGGGCAAUGUGGUGGAUCCCAGGACUUGCCUUGAUCGCUAUACUGUAGAUGGCUUCCGCUACUUUCUCCUUCGGCAGGGAGUUCCCAACUGGGACUGCGACUACUAUGAUGAAAAGGUGGUUAAAUUGCUGGACUCUGAGCUGGCAGAUGCCUUAGGAGGUCUUUUAAACCGGUGCACUGCCUACAGGAUAAAUCCUUCUGGGACCUACCCAUCUUUCUGCACUGCCUGUUUCCCCAGUGAGCCAGGGUUAACGGGACCAUCGGUUCGUGUGCAGGCCGAAGACUAUGCACUUGUAAGUGCGAUGGCCACUUUGCCCAGGCAGGUAGCCGACUAUUAUGAUGACUUUCAGAUUUAUAAGGCUCUGGAGGCAGUGUCCAGCUGUGUUCGGCAAACUAAUGGUUUCAUCCAGAGGCAUGCACCAUGGAAAUUGACCUGGGAAAGCCCUGAGGACGCCCUCUGGCUGGGUACUGUGCUUCAUGUGGCCUUUGAAUGUUUGCGAGUUUUUGGAACCUUGCUUCAGCCUGUUACUCCAAGCUUAGCCGAUAAGUUACUGUCAAGACUGGGCGUCUCUGCCGAAGAGAGAGGCCUUAGAGAGCUCCACUUCCUACCUCGAUUCUAUGGACACUCAUGCCCCUUUGAAGGGAGAAAGUUGGGACCUGACACUGGGCUUUUGUUUCCAAGACUGGACCAAUCCAGGACUUGGCUAGUGAAAGCUCACAGGACCUAGAAACAGUUCUUACUGGCUGAUGGUAAAAGGGCAAAUGUAUUCUUUUUGCAUUUUCAGGAACGUUAAAGUGUUUAGAAAGUGUUGUACUAGGUGAGUACAUAACCUGCGCACAUCCUUAAGAGCCAUUCAGGUACCAGGUACCUAACCCACUCUGUGUCACUAACCACUGUUGACAAGUGUCUGAGGAGGAUGCCUAAGGAAGGGGACCAAGUUCCUUCUCAUUGUACCUUCUCCCAAACCAUGGUCCAGACUACCUCUCAUGGCUUCUAAUACUCAGGCUAAUUGACACAGCCCCUCCUGCAGCUGAAGGUAGACUGCAGUCCCUGGCUGGUUUUCACAGGUCAGCCCUACUCUUCAGACUACAUGACUUUUGCCCAUGUUCAUUCUCAUUUUUUAAAUUGCUGAGUUGUGCUUUGUAAUACUACACUUCAUCCAGUAGAUGGCUCUGCUCUCACACAUUCAACUACUUAUGAGUGGUUUCAGAAGACUGAGAAUCAUUUCACAGAUCUUUAGAAUUUUACUGUUAUUCUUAAAGGAUAACUUUGGAACCACUGCUAUUUUAACAACACAAAGAUACUGGAAUUUUCAUUUUAAAACUACUAAAAAUGACAUGUACAGUAAGUAAUAAGUAAAGAUAACAGGUUAUUUCCAUGAUAAAACUGUAGAGCUCUUUAGGUACACUAUGUAUUACAAAUAUUAAAUUUCAGUAAUGAUUGUAUGUAUAAUUCAUCUAUAAAGCCCCCAAAAGGGCAGUAUUCUCUUUAUAUUUAUUUCCUGACUUAUCCAUAAUUUACCUCAUAUGGUUAUUUUUGGUCAAUCAGGAUAUAUAAUACAAUGUAGAAAUUAUGUAAUAAUUAUUAGUAUAUUUAUGUUAAUUUUUGUUCAUUACUUCUCUUUUUGAGACAAAGUUUCACUAUAUAGUUUAAGCAAGUGUACCACCAUGCCUGUCUUUUUCUUUUGUUAUUAAAGUUUGAUUGUAAACAGAUUA
Messenger RNA from Cricetulus griseus (Chinese hamster), 2802 nucleotides. The record is from RefSeq and is a predicted model, not a curated record. Lineage: Eukaryota; Metazoa; Chordata; Mammalia; Rodentia; Cricetidae.